AUGGGGAAAGACGAGUGCAAAACCAUGUUGGACGCACUGAACAAAGUGACCGCAUGUUACAGACACUUGGUUAUUGCUCUUGGUAGCACUUCGGACUCGCAGAAUCUACGAGAAGAGCUGAAAAAGACCCGCAAAAAGGCGCAAGAGUUGGCUGUGGCCAACAGGACUAAAUUAACAGCUCUGUUAAAAGACAAAACCAUCAGCAAGGACGAUCGUGCAGAAUAUGAACGCUUAUGGGUCCUGUUCUCCAGCAGUAUGGAAAUACUGGAGGUAGACAUGAGAAGGUCGCUGGAGAUUGGUCAAGAUUUUCCUCUGAAAGUACCAACAAGACACCUUAUCCAAACUGGGAUGACCGGCAGCACCACCACCGUGGCCGCCCGUGCCAUGAGCGUACAGAAUAUGAAGUACGAGGCGGAUGCCAGCAUUGAUACAGCGGAUCUGAAAGACUUGGAGACCGAAAUCGCUCAGGUCGACCAGAUGAUGGAGGAGAUGGAGAUGAAGGUCCAGGUGGCGCCUUGGGCAGUCGAGGCCAAACAGGAGGCGGGUGCUGAAUUGAAGAGUACUGUCAGUGUAGGAAAUUCCUCGGUCGGGGUGAUUUCCAUUUGUGAGGAGGAACCUAAAGAGGCCGCAGAAGGCGAGGGUGACGUAAUGAGAGUUUUCGCAGGGGUAAUUUUUACGGCUGUUUUACUGAUUGCUGGAAUUUUGGGAUACCUCGUAAUCAACCUCUCUUGA
Messenger RNA from Chanos chanos (milkfish), 732 nucleotides. RefSeq names its product regulator of G-protein signaling 9-binding protein. The coding region runs from base 1 to 732 and encodes 243 amino acids. The transcript has a single exon. Lineage: Eukaryota; Metazoa; Chordata; Actinopteri; Gonorynchiformes; Chanidae. The record is from RefSeq and is a predicted model, not a curated record.